AUGUUUCAUCUCUACUUAAUCCGCUACAAUUGCAGCAAGGUUUUUCUUUCAGACAUUUUCCCAAAAAUACCCUCAAAUAUCCAUCUCAGAUAUCUCUCCAGUAGCAUAAAUCCAAGAACACUUUCAUGGGAAGGAUCUUCCCAUGACAUUCUACUCAAAAACCUUGAAACUUUUGUAAAAAACCAUCAAGUAUAUGAAGCAUGGGAAGCUUACACAGAUUUCAAAAAACUUCACGGUUUACCAGACACCCGUUUACUAACCAAAUUCAUAACCGAAUUAUCCUACUCAUCUGAACCCAAAUGGCUUCAAAGAGCAUGCGAUAUAACCCUUUCUCUCUCCAAAGAAAAGUCAAACUUACUUCACAUUGACCACCUUCACAACCUCUCACUCUCCUUAGCAAGAGCACAAAUGCCAAUUCCUGCAUCCAAGAUUCUCAGAACAAUAAUUGAGAAAAAUAUCAUUCCAUCAAACAACUUAUUAGGGUCAAUCACUCUUCAUAUGGUCAAAAAAGAAAUAGGUACGUAUCUUGCAUCAAAUAUCUUGAUUCAAAUUUGUGACCAUUUUCUUCAUUUGGGUUCUAACAAACCGAUUAAACCCGAUAUUGUAAUUUUCAACAUUGUUCUUGAUGCUUGCUCAAGUUAUAACUUAUCUUUUAAAGCUCACCAAAUCAUAGAGUUAAUGGCUCAAAUGGGAGUAAUAGGUGAUGCGUAUACCAUCAUAAAUAUUUCCCGAAUCCAUGUGAUUAAUGGUCAAAGAGAUGAGUUAAAGAAAUUCAAAGAUUGUGUUGAUGAGGUGGCAGGUUUUUUAGGUCAUCAUUAUUUUCAAUUUUAUGAUAGUCUUAUGAGUUUACAUUUCAAGUUUAAUGACAUUGAUUCGGCUUCUGAACUCAUAUUGGACAUGAUUAGUCGGAAAAAAACUCAUCCCUAUUUAACAGAAAAGAAGCCUUUUGUUAUCCCUAUUGGAUCUCAGAAUCUUAAAAUGGGAUUAAAACUACGGGUUUUACCUCAUUUGGUUGAUGAAAAUCUAAUGAAGCAAGAAAGAAACGAGGGACUUGUUAUGUAUAGAAGCGGAAAGUUUGUUAUUUCCAAUAAUGCCCUUGGAAAGCUCAUUGUAGGAUAUAAGCGACAAGGGCGGGUUAGUGAGUUAUCAGAUCUUUUAUGGCGAAUCCAAAAGGAAAAUGUUUUAUUAAAAAUGAAAGAUUUGAUUUCUAAUGUUGUUGAGGCGUGUAUUCAUGUGGGGUGGCUUGAAACUGCUCAUGACAUUUUAGAUGAUAUUGAACGAAAAGGCAACGUUAUUUGCUCUAAUUCAUAUGCAUUGUUGUUAAAAGCUUAUUGUGAAAGUAACAAGCAUAGGGAAGCCGAAGGACUUUUGAAACAAAUCAAGAAACUCGGUAUAACAGUAUCUGAUAAAAGUACAAGAAGGGUCCCACAGAUAUCUGAGACCUCAUUUAUGGAUUCUCACCUUUUUACUACUAGUAGAAGAUCGGAUUUGGCUAAAUGUAUAGUUCAAGAAAUAAGAGAAGGGGAAAAAGAUUGUUCGAUUUACAAUUUCAACUCCUCAAUUUACUUCUUCACAAAGGCAAAAAUGAUUGAAGAUGCUUUGAAAACAUAUAAAAGUAUGCAAGAAAAGAAAGUGUAUCCUAAUGUGGCAACAUAUAUAUACAUGGUGAUGGGGUAUUCUUCUUUAGAAAUGUAUCGUGAGAUUACUAUUUUAUGGGGCGACAUAAAGAGGAGUUGUGAUGAUGGAAAUGUGACGAUUAAUAGAGAUUUGUAUGAGGUUUUGGUUUUGAAUUUUUUAAAAGGUGGUUAUUUUGAGAGGGUGAUGGAGGUCAUUGGGUGUAUGAAGAAGCAUGGUAUGUAUCUUGAUAAGUGGUUGUAUAGAAGUAAGUUUUUGAAAUUGCAUAAGGGUCUUUAUAGAAGAAUGAAACUAUCGGAUGCUAGAUCUGAGGCUCAAGGAAAAAGGCUUGGACAUGUGAAAGCUUUUAGAAAGUGGGUUGGCAUUGAUUGA
Messenger RNA from Lactuca virosa, 2007 nucleotides. The record is from the annotation of a GenBank genome assembly. Lineage: Eukaryota; Viridiplantae; Streptophyta; Magnoliopsida; Asterales; Asteraceae.